This is a messenger RNA of Dermochelys coriacea (leatherback sea turtle), 1549 nucleotides long. RefSeq names its product doublesex and mab-3 related transcription factor 1 (gene DMRT1). Gene Ontology annotation, cellular component: nucleus. The transcript has 5 exons. Gene Ontology annotation, biological process: sex differentiation; regulation of transcription by RNA polymerase II. Gene Ontology annotation, molecular function: DNA-binding transcription factor activity, RNA polymerase II-specific; RNA polymerase II cis-regulatory region sequence-specific DNA binding. The coding region runs from base 238 to 1350 and encodes 370 amino acids. Lineage: Eukaryota; Metazoa; Chordata; Testudines; Dermochelyidae. The record is from RefSeq and is a predicted model, not a curated record.
AGCUGGUGUGGUCAGUGUUACUCUCGCUGCUGCUGCUGCGGCAAGCGCAGCUUCCAAGUGGGCAAAAGGUGGGGGCAACUGUCUUAUUUGGGCCGCAUCGCAGCGACUCCUGUUGCAGCAGGAAUUGGCUAAUACUUGUUAGCCGAACCUCUCUUCUCCCAGCCACACCCCAGCCCCUGAAACAUUAACUCCUUCCACCGUCCCUAACUGUGCGGGCGAACCAACCGGUCAGGGACGAUGCCCAAUGACUCAUUCAACAAGCCCUCGGCUUCUUCGGACCAUCAUGCCCAGGGGGGUAAGAUGGGCAGCUUUGGGAAAGCCGCCGUUCUGAUGGCUGCUACUACUCCUGCCGGAGGUGGAGGGGGUGCCGGGGUCUUGGCUCAAACCGCCGCCACCGCCGCCUCGGGAAAGAAGUCUCCCCGUCUCCCCAAGUGUGCCCGGUGCAGGAACCACGGCUACUCCUCGCCACUGAAAGGGCACAAGAGGUUCUGCAUGUGGAGGGACUGUCAGUGUAAAAAAUGCAGCCUGAUCGCAGAGCGGCAGCGGGUGAUGGCAGCCCAGGUUGCAUUGAGAAGGCAGCAGGCCCAAGAAGAAGAGCUGGGGAUCAGCCAUCCCAUCCCUCUGCCAAGUGCCCCGGAGCUCUUCGUUAAGAAGGAAAACAAUGGUGGCAGCUCCUGUUUAUUGUUGGAAAACAGCAGCCCGACACAUUCAACAAACACAGCAACUACAGCAUCCACCACCCCAUCAGAGGGACGGAUGCUCAUUCAGGACAUUCCUUCCAUCACCAGCAGAGGGCAUCUGGAGAGCACAUCUGACUUGGUUGUGGACUCCACCUACUACAGCAGUUUUUACCAGCCAUCUCUGUAUCCUUACUACAACAACCUUUACAACUACUCCCAGUACCAGAUGGCAGUGGCCAGUGAAUCCUCCUCUAGUGAUAUGGGGGGCACACUAGUAGGGUCCCCUGUGAAAAACAGCCUGCGAAGCCUCCCAGCCACAUAUAUGUCAAGCCAGUCAGGAAACCAAUGGCAGAUGAAAAGUACAGAGAGCCGACAUGCCAUGAGCUCCCAGUACAGGAUGCACUCGUACUACCCUCCUGCCUCCUACCUGGGCCAGAGUGUUAGCACGCCUGCAUGUGUUCCGCAGAUCUUCACUUUCGAGGACAGCCCCUCAUACUCAGAGUCUAAAGCAAGCGUAUUUUCACCACCCAGCAGUCAAGAUUCUGGCUUAAUUUCCCUUUCCAGCAGCUCUCCUAUCAGCACUGAAAGCACCAAAGGAGUACUGGAGUGUGAGUCUGCCUCUGAGUCUGGCACCUUCACUGUUAAUUCUGUCAUAGAAGAUGGCGAAUAAGCAAAAUUCAGCUCCAUGUCUCUACUUUAUUCGGGAGAGCAAGUGCAUUCUGUUAUAAUGUUGUUUGUUUGCCUGUUUUGCAUUGACUGAUGCUGAAGUAACCAUUGAAAAAAAGUUUGGUUUAUUCUUUUCAGACUCGUAUUAUAAUGACCAAAGACUUUGAAUUCCUAUAACAAUUUAGGGACUAUAGCUUCACAGA